ACACACUUGUUUACAGUAGUGAACAGCCGGGCCAUAGCACCGUAUUGGUCGACUCCGUAGCCGGAAGAGGCGUGAGCAUUCCCGCCUCAAAUGACAAUAGCUCCGGCCAAUCUUGACACGAGUGUCACAAGUAAAGACCGCCCACCGACUGUUCUGUCCUGCCGAAUCUCACCCGAGGGCGGGACUUCCGUUGUUAGGGUGAUGGCGACUCUGUCGCUGCAGUGUGUCGGGGAGAGGCCCGGCAUGUUCGGACAGAGAUUGUAGUGAGAGUGAAGCGGGGAUGAACGGCUUCAGUACGGAGGAGGACAGCAGGGAUGGGCCGCCGGCCCCUGCCGCUCCUUUCUUCGGUCAGACAUGUUGUUUGAUAGACGGGGGAGAGCGCUGCGCCCGGCCGGCUGGGAACGCUUCUUUCAGCAAGAGAGUGCAGAAGAGUAUCAGUCAGAAGAGACUCAAACUGGACAUCGAUAAGAGCGUUCGACAUCUUUACAUCUGUGACUUCCACAAGAAUUUCAUUCAAAGUGUUCGGAAUAAGAGGAAGAGGAAAACCAGUGAUGACGGAGGAGACUCUCCGGAACAUGAAACAGAUGUGCCAGAGGUUGAUCUUUUUCAGCUACAAGUCAACACCCUGCGCAGAUACAAGAGGCAUUACAAGCUACAAACUCGUCCUGGGCUCAACAAGGCACAACUGGCAGAGACUGUGAGCCGGCAUUUCCGUAACAUUCCUGUGAAUGAGAAGGAAACACUGGCCUAUUUUAUCUACAUGGUAAAGAACAAUCGAAGCCGUCUGGACCAGAAGUCUGAAAGCAGCAAACAGCUGGAUGCAUAGCCAGAGACUACAGGACUUUGACCAGCUUUUACUGAAAAGCAAUGAACUUGUAAAUAGAAAUCAUGUGUGGUCAUGGCCACAACCUGUGCCAUAUCAUCUUCUCAACAGCAGACGGGCUGAUGGUCUUUUACGUACGGACAGUGCGCUUGCAGCACUGCGCUCUGCAUGGGAAAAACUUUUUUUUUUUUUUUUUUACUUAUUGCAGAAAUGCGCCAUUCAUGUAUACUGCCUUGGACUUGCCAUAUGCAAACAGAUGAUUAACCUUCCCAAUAUGAUAUCAUCAGAAAUAUCGCAGCACAAACCAGUUCCUUCCUUUUUAAAAUGGCUUGUCAUCAGUUAUUAUUGCAGAAAAUCUACAUUUCACCUUUUCCAAAAAAUAUCCUAUACAGUCAGGGGGCCCUAGGGGGGUAGAAAAAACUGUGCAGCUGUAAAAAAAAAGUCUAAUAUUUUAUUGUCAUACCUGUAGGCCAUUUGGCCCCCACCAGGACAUCGGCUGGAAAAACUCCCUGUUGGCAAUCCCUGUGUCAUGCCUUGUUGCUAGAACGUGCAAACCAUUGGUUUUCAUUCCUGAAAAGCUGGUAGUGGGGGUCCCAAUGGUUUGACUUCUGGUGCCCCUUGACUGCAUUUUGGGAAUGCAAGUGUACAAAAGCCUACAAGCGGCUUCUUUAAAUUGAGUCGGCACUCCAUGCAACAUCUGUAUAGACACUGCAGAUGAAGGGAACUAAAGAGGCUUGAUCAAAGCCACUGGAAGCUUGCAUUUAGCUUUGGUAAAUCUUUCUGUAUACAUUGCUCUUAUAUAGAUGCACCCUCCCCCCCCCCCCCCCCCAGAGCAGAUUCAAAUGUUAACUAACUAUGCUAACGGCUUGCUAAGGUGGAUAAAAAAGCUAACAUGCUCUUCCUGGAUAAUGCUGCUCCAGUGCCAACCAAAUAACCAAACUCCUUUGGCAUUUGAUGAUCUCUAAAUAAGGCUAGAUAGACACAGUCUGUGCGAGCGCCGAUCUGUCCUUUUCUCUGGAGAUCACAAGGCCUUCUACGUAGACAUUUGUGAGCCCUAUCGGAGGAAACUAGAGCAGCAUUUUCUCCAGGAAAGGGGGGAUCUUUUUAGGUUUUUUUAUUUAUCUUGCCCUUUCACAGAAACUUUCACAGCGUGGUGCAAGGAAUCGUAGUACCCCAUCACUCAUAACCAAUCUCUGAUCACUUUUUAUUGGACUAGAUUUUAUAAACUGAUCUGUGUUGGUUGUUUCCUGUUGCAGUUUACUAUACCUUCUAUAUGUGGCUAGGUCACGACAUACUGCCACCAGUGUAAUUCUCCCUGAUCAAGAUCUCAAAUUCCUAGCAAUAAGUGACAGUCUCUCUAGACCUUGUAUUUGUUUUUUUGUAUUUCUCUCUCUCUUCCCCGAGAUAUUUUCACAGAUACAUUGUAAAUACUGUUAUAUGGUCAUAUUACAUAGGUGUUUUUUUUUUUCUGUA
This is a messenger RNA of Rana temporaria (common frog), 2296 nucleotides long. RefSeq names its product SAP30 like (gene SAP30L). Bases 281 to 826 code for a protein of 181 amino acids. Gene Ontology annotation, cellular component: histone deacetylase complex. The record is from RefSeq and is a predicted model, not a curated record. Gene Ontology annotation, molecular function: protein binding; transcription coregulator activity. The transcript has 4 exons. Lineage: Eukaryota; Metazoa; Chordata; Amphibia; Anura; Ranidae. Gene Ontology annotation, biological process: regulation of DNA-templated transcription.